UUAAUGAGGAAUGCAUAGCGUUCAAUUCAUACAUAUAAAUUUAAUGACCCAUAUAUCUAUCUACAUGUAUUACCAGUGUUUUAUUCAUUACUAUAAAGAAUGUAUGGAUGAAAACACUUUCAAUGGAACAUGCUCCAGACGUUAUGUUAUACUGUUGGAUAGAUAUUGGAAAUGAACAUAAUAUGGAUUAGUAAAAACUCAGAAUAAGUCAGAUCUAAUUAUAUAUAUUUUCAAUCAAUUGGUAAUAAAAUUAGAAGAUGGAAAGGGAAUCAAAGCUUAAGAAUGGAUUAAAUGGGAAAACGUUCAGUUCUAAUGAUAAAGUUGAACAAAUGUCAGUUAGUGCUGAUUCCACAAUGCUAAAUAAAGAUAAGGACGAAGAUGCACUACAUGAUGUAACUGAAGAUGUUGAGGGAUGUGAAAGUUGGGCUCCAGAGGACAAGACUUGGGCUCCUGUAGAUAAGGGUUGGGCGUGGGUCAUCCUUGCAG
Molecule: messenger RNA, 486 nt
Organism: Ruditapes philippinarum (Manila clam)
Lineage: Eukaryota; Metazoa; Mollusca; Bivalvia; Venerida; Veneridae
Source: RefSeq, a predicted model, not a curated record